This is a messenger RNA of Entelurus aequoreus (snake pipefish), 2187 nucleotides long. Its product is annotated as zinc finger protein 501-like. Gene Ontology annotation, molecular function: RNA polymerase II cis-regulatory region sequence-specific DNA binding; DNA-binding transcription factor activity, RNA polymerase II-specific. Gene Ontology annotation, biological process: regulation of transcription by RNA polymerase II. The record is from RefSeq and is a predicted model, not a curated record. The transcript has 2 exons. NCBI's taxonomy places the organism in Eukaryota, Metazoa, Chordata, Actinopteri, Syngnathiformes, Syngnathidae. Bases 201 to 1250 code for a protein of 349 amino acids.
AAGCGAAAAGACCAAGAUGGCGGACCGAGUGGCUUGAGAGCGGAGAACUUUAACGUCAAAGAUCUUACAGUCACAUAGAUUGGCAGCAAAUAGAACAAUACAUACCUCAAAUAUACACAUUAUAUUAAGCCCGCGAAACGGAAGUUGAAUUUGGAACGAUGGAGUGUUAUCUGAAGUGAAGAUUGAAGACGUGAUAGAAGAUGGACGACUACUGCUAUGCUAAGAUGGCGACGUCCGGUAAAAGAGAACAUGAAAGAGAAUCAGCGCCACCAACUUCCAGCAAAUCACCAACGGAGAUAAAGAAAACUGCAGAUAAAAACCUUCAGCAGCUGAUUGGUCAUCCAGAAGAACUUCCCCCUCAGUCGCAGCCACCCCACAUUAAAAAGGAGGAGGAGGAACUCUGCAUCACUCAGGAGGGAGAGUGUCUUCUAGGACGAGAGGAAGCUGAUUACACCAAGUUUCCACUGAGUAUUCUCUCUGUGAAGACUGAAUAUGAUGAAGAGAAACCACAACCAGACAACCUCUUAGCUCCACUAUCAGAUAGUGAGGCUGAAGACGAGGUUAAAAAACCUUUGAGCAGCGAUACAGACUGUGAAGGUGAUAUGAGGACUCACAUUGACAACAAACACCCUGAAUGCUCUAAAAAAAAGACAGGCAAAAAACGUUUGAGCUGCUCAGUUUGUGCUAAAAGUUUUACUAGGAAGAGCAAUUUGACUCAACACAUGAGAGCACACAAGGGAGAAAAACCAUUUAUUUGUUCAGUUUGUGGUAAAAGUUUCUCUCUAAAGAGCAGUUUGACUGAGCACCUGAGAACACAUACAGGAGAAAAACCAUUUAAUUGUUCAGUUUGUGGCAAAAGCUUUUGUCAAAAGAGCAGUUUGACUGAACACACGAGAACGCACACAGGAGAAAAACCAUUUAAAUGCUCAGUUUGUGAUAAAAGCUUUACCAAAAAGUGGCAUUUAACUCAACACAUGAUAACGCACACUGGACAAAAACCAUUCAGUUGCUCAUUUUGCGGUAAUAGCUUUUCUCGAAACAGCUAUUUGACCCAACACAUGAGAACACACACAGGAGAGAAUCCAUUUAAUUGUUCAGUUUGUGGUAAAAGCUAUUUUUCCAGACAAGGUUUGGCUCAACACAAAAUGAUACACACUGGAGAAAAACCUUUCACUUGUUCGGUUUGUAGUAAAAGAUUCCAUCAUAAUGCAGUCGCAAUAAGACAUUUAAAAACACACACAGGAGAUUAACCAAUCAGCUUUGCAGUUUGUGGAAUGUUGCUCAAAUGUGGCAAGUUUUUCAAGGUAAAUUCACUGCUUCUUUUACAAAUAUCAGAAGUCUUCAUACAAAGUGGGAUUAUCUCAAGCAUUAUCUUAUCUCUACAUGACCUCAUGUCUUCUGAGUAUUUCAAACGCUCCUGAAUAGUAAAAUGAGGCUUGUAGUGCUUGGUUACUCCUUCUUCAGACGAGACACGCAUGAUGAUUCUAGCUGGGGAGGAAUUGUAGUGUUCUUCAGUGAUGAUGUACCACCUCUAGAAUGCCUGACUUUGAACACCAACAUCAUGAAUCGAUCUGCCUGAAACUACACCUUCCAGGUCGCCUGGUGUUUAUAUUUUGUGUCUACAGACCAACAUCAGAUGAUAAUUCGGUUGUCCCUAUCCAAGAACUCCACCCAAAAUCUGAAAUGAAUGUUCUUGGGGAUGUGAAGGGCCAUCAUGAAGACUGGCUGAGAAGUAAUAAGACUGACGCUCAAGAGUUUGCUAUACUCAACCCUGGUUUAAUGACAAGUUCCAUAAGGCAGAAGGCUUUUCGAAGCAUCAUACAGAAUAUUUAUUUCCCCUAAGAAUCAGAAUCGAAUUGAGUCAUUUACAAUUACCAAAAUCCCUAUUGGAACCAUUUCCACAGGUGAGAACAGCGCAUGUAUGUGACUUUAAUUUGGCUCCUUGCUAGGAAUACGCUUGUUUGCCCACAAUAUGCUCGAGUCCUCAAGCCAACACUGAAGUCUUUAAACCAAUUAUUAUACAUUAAAAAACAACAAAAAAACACAUACAAUAUAGCUAUAUUUUAGUUUUUGAAUGUUAAAAUAUAUUUAUGGUCUUCCAUUUUAUGGAAUUAUUUUGGUUUAUGUGACGUCAGGUGGGUUCACUUCCUGUUGUAUGUAGACACGUCAUGUGUGGAUCUUCGUAUU